Molecule: messenger RNA, 1397 nt
Organism: Spirometra erinaceieuropaei
Lineage: Eukaryota; Metazoa; Platyhelminthes; Cestoda; Diphyllobothriidea; Diphyllobothriidae
Source: the annotation of a GenBank genome assembly
AUGGGCGUAUCCUCCGUCGUCUGCCUUGCUGCUGCUGCUGCUGCUGCUGCUGCUGCUGCUGCUGCUGCUGCUGCUGCUGCUGCUGCUGCUGCUGCUGAUGCUGCUGCUGCUGAUGCUGCUGCCUGGUUGUCCAGGUUCCUUUACGGUAGGUGGGCUAACUCAUGAAAAGUUAACCGAAAUUCCGAAAUGCGUUUUCGUUUCGAAAAGAGUAAUUAAGUAGGGUUGUAGAACUAGUCGGUCUGCAACAUAAUUCUAUAAUAUUAUAGCUGCCUCAGGAUGCUGGCUUUCGAAUGAACUUCCUCCAGGCUGCAUGUGAAAAUUACACUCUGUAAAAAAUGACUACUUAAGUAGCAAGAAUUGUUCUCUUUCAUUUACGAUGCCCUAAGAGUUCAAUUAUGUUUCAUGAGAAAAAUGCAUAAAAAUAUUCAUUCUUUCGUUCAUUCAGUAGAUAAUUACGUCUUCUUCCAAUCUUAUACUCGACGAAAGGGUAUAAUUCGGUUUUCAAAAACUUUUCCAAUCCCCGAUUAAUUUUGAACCCGCUCAAUCGUUAUACUUGGAUUCAGGGUUUCCAAACUACAAGCCAUGUAUUUUUCGCGUACGAAAAACCACACAUUUCUCUACGGUAUUAAGAGGAAACCAUAUGGGGUUCAUAAAAUUUAGCAGUGGAUUUGAUCCAUACUAAUUGUAUAAGCCAUAUUAGUAAAUGCAGAGAUAUGACGAUUUAUGAACGGCCAUUUCACAGUAUUUACAAGCCCCAAAAUUAUAAACUUUUUAGGACCGAAUUAUGUCCUUCCUUCGAGUAUAAAAUUAGAAGAAGACGUAAUUAUCUGCCGGAUGAGCAAAAGGAUGAAUAUUUUUAUGCAUGUUUUCCAUGAAUUGUAAUUGGACUUUUUGGGCAUCGAAAAUCAAUGAGAAAAAUUCGUGCUAAUUAAGUAGUCAUUUUUGCAGUGUGGUUUUCGCAUAAAGCCGGAAGUUCAUUCGAAAGCCGACAUCCUGAGGUAGCUAUAAUAUUAGCUAAUUUUGUUGCGGGCUGACUAGUUUUACAACCCUACUUAAUUAAUCUUUUCGAAACGAAAAGGCAUUUCGGAAUUUCGGUUGACAUUUCAUGAGUUAGCUUACCUGCAAAUCAGCGUUACUAACUGACUUCACGCUCAAAGUGAGGCACAACCGCCCGUCAAAUUCGUCGAGGUUAAAGAGGCGAAACCCCGUCAGUCUCAUUUAAUAGGCAGGCAAGUUUCUUCAUCCGGCUAGACGCGAUUUCCGCAAAGUUCCUCCCCCCUGUUAAUCCUUUCCUGCUGCAUGUUUGGAAAAAUCCUACCAAUUCUCCUGCAGCGGGUCCCCCGGCCCCACGUGGACGCCCGACAGUGAUGGCUUCCGAAAACCCGAAGUAUCGGUGA